CACGGUUACUGGCCACCAUCUUGCCGCUCAGACUUCUUUGCCUUUGUUCAUCCUCAAGCCCAUCUCACCAUUGCAACACGCAAGGACGGUCUACCAUCCUGGGGGUCACUCGCCAUCUCCUACUCGGCAAUGUCUCCAGCGCGCUCUAGCCUAGGUGGUGGUGCAAGCGGCGGCGGCACCGGCAGCACUCGCUCCUCGGCCACGCCUCCACGCGGACCGGACCAGUUCGAGCUGCUCUACAACUCGGCAGUGCAGUCGUUUGUACGCCGAGACCACGCAAAGACACAGGCGGCUCUCACAAAGCUCGUCAACCUCGCCCGCCAGCUCCCGCGCGACCCGACACCAUGGUACGAGCUCGAGCAGCGCGCAUCCAAGCCCGGAUCGGCCGACACUGGCUUGUCCGGCGAAGAGUGGUUGACAAAGACGCUCAAGCUGGCUAUUAGCGCCAACGCGUCACUCUACUCUGACGCGCCGAGGUCGUUUGCGUCCAUGCAGCAUCUCCUGCCCCCCGCUCAGCCGGCCGCAAUGCUCGAGUACAUCCGCCAGCUGUGCAACUCGACGUACGGCGCCGACCUGCUGCCCCCACAAAUCCUGUCGACGUUCCUGCUGGCAUCGCUCAAGCUCCAGCCAUCCGAGCCGUCGCUGGCGUUUGCACACGCCCUCGCCGAGGACUGGCUCGCCAAGCUCCCCGACGCGUUCGUGCUCGCCAUUGCGCGCGACAACCGCGGCCCGAACCGCAAGCGCAUCGAGGCGGCUCGUGAAGGAUACCUCAAGGUCAUUGAGCUUUUCGUCGGCGAGGUGCUUGGCCGUGAGGGCGAGUGGGAGAUGGCCAGAGGCCUGCUCGAGGGCGAGAUGGUCAUGGGCUCGAAGAAGAAGGAGGCUCUGUACAGGCACCUCCGUACGUUGCAGGCCAACCGGUCGGCUCCGCCGUCGCCAGCGAGCUCGGGUAUCCUCCCCUCGCCGUCCGAGUCGAGCGUGUCGACCAUGACGUCGCCGACGCCAAAGGGCAAGGGGAGGUCGCGUGCCAACUCGAACGCAACGUCGUCGAGCGAGGCGACAGCGCGUCCGGCCAAUAUUGGCGCGCUGGGUGACCUGACCGCCCGCUCGUCCCGCGCGGUCAAGGGCAAGGCGCGCGCGUCGCGUGACGAGUCGGACGCCGACUCGACCGUCCAGCCGCCCGAGAGCGAGGCGACGGCCGUCCCAAACAAGAUCUACGUGCGCCCACCCGCCGGCGGCUCGGGCUCGCACCGGCCGCGCAGCACCAACGUCGUGCUGUCGAUGCUCCCGGUGUCGCUCCAGCACCGGCUCCAGGACCUGUGGAACUCGGGCUGGUUCACCGGCACCAUACUCCCCAUACCGGCGCUGAUCAUCCUGCUGAUCGUCUACCGCCGCCGGAGAGCGGGCCGCGCCGGCGGCACCAACGUCGCGACGGUGCGCGAGCGCCUGCAGCGCGCACGCGUUCAGGGCCUCUGGCCUUGGUUUGUGUGGUGGCUCAAGUGGUGGGCUGAGAAGGUUGCCGGCGUGUGGAAGCUGGGCACGACGAUCACCUACAUGUACGCGCUCUCACAGCACCGCGUCGUCUCGUCCAUCCCCCGCGGCGCAGGCAGCACCUACAGCCACAACACGGACUCGCCCGCGCUCCCGGCCGACGGCGAGGCGGCGUCCGGAAACUGGGUGUACCCCUCCGAGCAGCAGUUCUUCAACGCCAUGGCGCGCAAGAACCACGCGCCCAAGGUCGCCGACAUGCGCACCGUCGUGCCCAUCCACAACGCCGUCAACGAGAAGGCGUGGGAGGAGAUCCUCGUCUGGGAGGCAGGCCAGGGAGGCGACGCGUGUCCCGGCGGUCCGAGGCUCAGCUCGUUUGUCGGCCGCCCGAAGGAUCUGUCGCCCAAGGCUUGGGCCAAGACUCUGGUCGGCUACACGGCCCCCUUCGACCGCCACGACUGGUACGUCGACCGCUGCGGCAAGCAGAUCCGCUACGUGAUCGACUUUUACGCCGGCAAGCCCGACCCCAAGCAGCCGCAGCGCAUGGCCUUCUAUCUCGACGUCAGGCCGGCCUUGGACGACUGGGACAGUAUCCGGACGCGCCUGAGUGGGCUGUGGCGAUAGCACCCGCGCUCUGGCGUUUAGUAACAAUAGAAUCCCACUAGCAAUAUGCAUACAACAUUACUCUAUGCUCUGUUACGAUGCUGGUGCUGCUGCGAGGCGUGCCGAGAUGGCCUCGCGCCGCGCGUCGAUGCCCGCGACGACCUUGUCCGCGAUGCCCGACCAGACCUUGGACGACGCCGUCUCGCUGUACUUGUCCAGCAGGGGAAAGUGCUCGCCGCCGGUUCCGUUGGUUCCAUUGGCACCCUCCGCGGGAGUAGCAGUCCCCUGUCCCUCGGCACCAGCGCCGGGAACGUCGCCCUUGGACACUGCGUCCAGCAGCGCAACGAGCUGCGUGUCGAUCGGCACGCGACCAAGGAAGUCCAGUCCCUCGCGCUCAGCCAUCUUCUCGCCGCCGCCACGGCCAAACGUGUCGCUAAUCUCGCCGCAGCACGGGCAGACGUACCCCGACAUGUUCUCGACAAAGCCAAUGACGGGCAGCGCGAGCUUGCGGGUAAAGCUCAGCGACUUGAGGGUAUCGUUGAGCGCCGUCGUCUGGGGCGUGGAGAUGAGGACCGCGGCUGGGGUCGUGGGCCGCUCGGCGUUGGGGAUGAACAGCGGGUGGAGGUGGGUAAGCAGCGAGAUGUGCUCGUCCGACGUGCCGGGCGGCGUGUCGAUGACGAGGUAGUCGAGGUCGCCCCAGCGCACCUCGGACAAGAACUGGCGGAUCAUGCCGUCCUUCUUGGGGCCGCGCCACACGAUCGAGUCGCCACGGUUGGCGAGCAAAAACCCAAUGCUCAUGACGCCGAGCCGGCGCUCCUUGUCAACGUAGACGGGCACCCAGCCCGCCGACGACUGGUGCACGCUCGCCUCGGGCACGUCGAGGCCGACCAUGCGCGGGAGGGACGGGCCGGUCAGGUCGAGGUCGAGCAGGCCGACGCGUGCCGUCGGCGAAGUGUUGAGCAGGGACAGCGCGAGCUGCACGCUCGAGGACGACUUGCCGACGCCGCCUGGGGGUCAGUCAGUUCAAGGAGAUAGCCAUUACGCA
Messenger RNA from Vanrija pseudolonga, 3133 nucleotides. RefSeq names its product putative cytochrome c-type heme lyase (gene cchl). Gene Ontology annotation, molecular function: holocytochrome-c synthase activity. Gene Ontology annotation, cellular component: mitochondrion. The record is from RefSeq and is a predicted model, not a curated record. Gene Ontology annotation, biological process: cytochrome c-heme linkage. The coding region runs from base 130 to 2109 and encodes 659 amino acids. Lineage: Eukaryota; Fungi; Basidiomycota; Tremellomycetes; Trichosporonales; Trichosporonaceae. The transcript is spliced from 4 exons.